AUGUGCGUCCCCGCUGGUGGUAGCGGGGGUGAGUUUGUCGCUGACCUAACCAGCCCGCAGGGGAGAGCGGUUGGAGUGCCCGCUCCCCUUGACUUGCCAACUAGUGGCCCAGGCACGAUCGGCGACUUGAGAGAAGCGAGUGGGCUGUACGCCGCCUUGAAAAAGGCAACGGUGUUUGCGCCCCGACAAACACUCCCGCACAAGGCGUUAGCCUCCCGACAACCGUUUGGCACCGUUAGGUGGCCGUCGGAGAGACCGCAGCAGGGCGUGGCACCUAUGCGACCCGAUAGCGAUCGCCGACCGGCUCACGAAGGGAGCGCAGUGGCGGUGAAGCGGUGCGGGCGGCGGGCGGUGGCAGCGGGGGGCCGGUUGUCUCGAGGGGACAACGGCGAGAGUGCGCAGUGGAGACGUCCGCUCGGGACGGCUGUUCGGCGCGGAAUGUAA
Leptosia nina is the source of this 444-nucleotide messenger RNA. The record is from the annotation of a GenBank genome assembly. Lineage: Eukaryota; Metazoa; Arthropoda; Insecta; Lepidoptera; Pieridae.